AUGGGGAACGAGGUUAUGGCGGCUUCCGAUGUCUCCCACGUUUUACCUUCAGAGGAACAUGAGGAGAACGUCGAGGUUUUACCUGAAGAGAACAUCAAGGAAGAAAUCACCAAAAAAGUAGGAAGAAGAAUAAGGAAGUCCUCAGGGGGAUCUCCUGGAACGGCCUAUAUACAAGUCAUCCCUCUGAAUGGAGAAGCCGGUGACCUGAACCACGUGAAGGACCUUCUGACCAACAGGAACUUCCCAUAUAAAGAGUCUACGACUGAGAUCACCAGUAUAGCGGCAACCACAGAAUGUGCAAAGAAAGAGCGGAGCACGCAGUGCCAGUGCGAGGACGGAUUCCAGUUUGACCUGGAGCAGUGCCGAUCGCACCCGUCGUGUUACAUCCCAUUGGAAAUCGAGUCGUUCUGCUUCUGCCCUAACCUGAACGCGAACAGCACAGUGUACUGCGAGGAGCCCCCCACAUCUCCAGGACAAAUAACAUCAUCCCCGUAUCCGGCCAUGGUGGGCAGCGAUCUGGUCCUGGAGUUCUCCUCGGCGCAUGACGUGACCAACAUACGGUGGUUCCUGGUGAACGUGUUGUCAAGCACGAUCUUGGAGGUUCACAAUGGGACCACAGCCACGGUGGUGACCUCCAGCAGGAAGUCAACUCUGACCAUCAAGAACAUACCCAGAUACUGGGGAGGUCUAUACAUCUGCAGAUUCGAUUAUCGGACCUUACACUGGCAGAACAGUCACAUGGUGGAGUUUCCCCUCAGCCCCUCGGAUAUUGCCCCCAACCCGCCCAACGCUUUUCUCUGGAAUAAUUUCACCACGUUCCCAGGGAUCACAGUGGAGUGCUGCAUCCCAGAUGAUGGACGUACAUACUAUGUAUACUGGGAACCUGGACACAUCAUAUCAGAUCCUGUAUACAGAGGGGAGCGGCUGUGUUUCCCGCUGACGAUCAGUGAUGUCCCGGGGGAGGACACAGAUUACAGAUGUAUAUUUGAGGAUGAUCUGGAUACGGUUGUAGAGUCUCGAGUCCAUGUUGGGGUCAUUAGUGACACAGACCGGCUGUGCACCGAGGACGGGGACGAUAGAUGGAAGGGGACCAAAGCCGGAUAUGACGCUGAAAUCCCCUGUGACAGCGAUAAAAGGGGAAGAAUUACCAGAAGCUGCUCUAUGAGUGGUGAGUGGGCGGCACCACAAGCCUCAUGUAUGGACGUCAGGCUGCUGGCCCUUCUGGAGCAGGCUCAGAGGCUCGUCGGUGGAUUGGGAACACCGGGGUCAGAUAUUCCACAGAUGAUGGAGCGUUUAAGGAACUACACGGUGCCGAGCCGGAACCACAUCAGCGAUCCUGGAGAUAUCAUCACGGUGGUGGAAACCAUAACGCUGCUCUCCACGGCGGCCGAAGAGAACAAUAUGCAGAUCUACACUGCUACCAUGUCGGAUCUCCUCACCGUUUCCAGUCGGCUGCUUCAUUUCCCUAUGAGAUUCUUCUGGACUCCGGCCCUUAUAAGACGACCGUUCCUUGGCUCCAUGUUCCUGAAGUCAGUUGAAAACAUUUCCAAACUUUAUGAACCGGAUUCAGCGUCCUUCAUGUUCUUCAGGCCUAAUGUCCAAAUGAACAUGGUGGUCCUGAGCCCCUUGGUGUGGACCGACUACUCCAAAUCCUUCAACACAACCCCCACCGUUUCAGUGGUCAUAAAAGGUGUUGACAUGAGCUCCGGUGGUAACGUUACCACGGUAACCAUUCUCCUGAGGAACCUCAGUAAGAUUCUCCCGGUGAAUUUUGGAGAAAGUGUGAAAGGUCACGGCCACAGAAUAGCAAGUUACGUCAUCGCCAACACCAUUAGGACCGGGAACCAGAGCAGGAGAGAAGCGGAUUUAGAUAUGGUGUUUCUUCGUAGGAAGGAACCCAACAGGACUGAUGACGCUACUGCCCAAUGUGUCUUUUGGGAUGAUGACCUCUUUGAGGGAAGUGGAGGCUGGUCAACAGAAGGAUGCCGGACAACUCUGGUAAAUGGCAGUGUGGUGUGCCGGUAUAGACGCGUGGCGGCCUUCUCGGUCUUGAUGUCUCGUGGUGUUUUCGAGGACGAUGUUUUGGAGCCCGUCAGCCAGGCUGGGGCCUUUUUGUCCAUCUUGUGUCUACUCAUCUGUCUCGUAGUCUACUUCGCAGAGUGGAAGUUUGUGGUGAAGGAUGACGUCACCUUCUAUCGGCAAAUUUCCUUGAUCAACAUUUGCGUGUCUAUGUUUAUUGCGGACGCUUGGUUCUUAGGGUCAACCUUCAUACGAGACAGCACUCAUGCCAACAAGUUGUGCGUCUCGGCGGCCUUCUUCCAGCACUACUUCUAUCUGGCCAUGUUGUCCUGGAUGAUGAUCCAGGGGCUCAUCCUCCUCUACGAGCUUGUCUUUUCCUCCUACCAUCUCAUCAGAGUUGCCGUGAUUUCGGCCAUGGUCGGGAUCGGCUAUGUCUGUCCGCUCGUUGUCGCCAGCGCGACUAUCGGUAUUGACUAUCCCAAGGAAGGCUACAUUACGGAAGGCGCCAUGGCCUGGAACGUAUUCCAACCACCUAGUGUCGAAGAGCCACCGGAGGAAGAGGACAACACUAAAUUUUGGGUGUCCAGAGGACUCACCCUUCUAACAACUGUAUUUGGCAUAAUAAUGUUUCUGGAGUCAGCAGUGCUGAUCGAUGGGGACCACGAGGACUUUUAUACUGCACUUGAGAUCAUCAACUCCUUCCAGGGGGUGAUUAUCCUGAUCAUCGGACUUCUCCUGGACAGAAGGAUUCGGGAGGCCCUGGGGAAGGUCAUCCUAAAGUUUCUGGCUCUGUUCUCGUUCCUGAAGUGCUGCCCAUGUAACUCGUACAACGUGGAGCAGAACCCCGAACUGGAAGCCCCCGAGACGUACAGACAGAUGGAGGACAGCUAAUACCACGAGAGACCAGCCACGUCCCGAAGAAGAUACAUAACACUGUAUUAUGGCAAUCUACUGUGAAGAUUUAAACUACCUGUAGGGGGCGAUCUCAUACUCUGCAGAACGUCGUCUAUAUACCCCUCCAAACUGAGGCGGGAAUACUCAAUCUCUGACCCAUUUUCUCCAA
Hyla sarda is the source of this 3082-nucleotide messenger RNA. RefSeq names its product adhesion G protein-coupled receptor F3 (gene ADGRF3). The transcript is spliced from 16 exons. Gene Ontology annotation, cellular component: membrane. Bases 1 to 2910 code for a protein of 969 amino acids. Gene Ontology annotation, biological process: cell surface receptor signaling pathway; G protein-coupled receptor signaling pathway. NCBI's taxonomy places the organism in Eukaryota, Metazoa, Chordata, Amphibia, Anura, Hylidae. Gene Ontology annotation, molecular function: G protein-coupled receptor activity. The record is from RefSeq and is a predicted model, not a curated record.